Monodelphis domestica (gray short-tailed opossum) is the source of this 4207-nucleotide messenger RNA. RefSeq names its product protein SPT2 homolog. Gene Ontology annotation, molecular function: DNA binding; histone binding. Gene Ontology annotation, biological process: transcription by RNA polymerase I; nucleosome assembly. Lineage: Eukaryota; Metazoa; Chordata; Mammalia; Didelphimorphia; Didelphidae. Gene Ontology annotation, cellular component: nucleolus. The record is from RefSeq and is a predicted model, not a curated record.
CCCGCCCCCUUCCGACGAAGUCUGAGGCCCGCAAGUCUCUCUCGGGACGCGAUUGUGACACGCCCCCUCCUGCCUCAGGCUCCGCCCCAUCUUCUGAAAAGCAGGGCUUUCCUCAAAGUGUUUCAAGCUAUUUAUUCAUUUAUUACGAGAGCUGGGAUUCCUGCAAGAUUCGCCUGCACUCUCAUCCGCUUAGCUCAAAAGAAGAGCACCGAGACUCCAGACCUUGGAAUUCAGCUUCCUAAAGAAAAAUGUCCUGUCCUAGAGGAAAAAUGCCCAGCGAUUUGGCACAGUGCCGCUGAAUAAACGCCCAUAAUUGAUUAUUUUGAUCUUGUUAUCUCCUUAAGCUAUCCAUUCUCUCUUUUAAACUUCAUAAAACAGGGAUGGGGGGGAGCGCAGAGGGUAGCUGCAGCAGCCCAGGCGCCCGGCUGCGCCCGCGAGCCUCGGUGCUGCCCUGGCCCUGCCCGGCCACAAGAUUUAGUACCAUGGACUUCCGGGACAUCCUGACGGUGGCGUCUGAGAAACAGGGACUCAACAUCAUCCCGAAAAGAUACAGUUUGGCAGUAAGUCCUCCUAAAGGAGAUCCCAAAGUCAAGGGUGUCCAGUCAGCAGCAGUGCAGGCUUUCCUCAAGCGGAAAGAAGAAGAGUUAAGGAAAAAAGCCUUAGAGGAAAAGAGGAAAAAAGAAGAGUUGGUGAAGAAACGCAUAGAGCUAAAACAUGACAAGAAAGCAAGAGCCAUGGCAAAGCGGACAAAAGACAACUUCUAUGGUUAUGAUGGGAUUCCUCUUGAAGAGAAAGCAAAGAAAAAACACGGAAUUGAGGGACCCACAGGACAAGAAGCAGACCAAGAAUGUUCCAAUGAAGAUGACACAGAACCACCUUUGGAAUAUUGUCAGACAGAGUCAGAGAAUGAGGAGUAUGAGGAGCAGGAAGCACCCCUGAAGACUAUAACAAAACCAAAGGCCCCCCUCAGAAGUGCCCCUCCACCCAUGAACUUCACAGACUUACUCAGGCUGGCUGAGAAGAAGCAGUAUGAACCUGUGGAGAUUAAGGUAGUAAAGAAAAUAGAAGAGCGGCCCAGAACUGCAGAAGAAUUGAGAGAAAAAGAAUUCUUAGAACGGAAACACAAAAAUAUAGAUAGAGGAAAAGAGAAAAAGAUGCUUGAAAGAGAGAAAAGGCUAAUUCCUCCAACUAUGUCUAAAAAGGUCCCUUCUUCAAAAGAGAGUGUUAGUGAAAGACACAGAGGUCCUGGGGACAAGCAUUCCUCUUCCAGAGGGCGUCACCUUACCCAUAUAGGUGCUGAGAAAAAAUCUAGAUCUUCUGCAACUACUGAGAAAACUAUGAGACUGCCAUCCAGUAAGUCCCAGCCAGGAGAGAGGACCAAAGCAAGCUCUGGAGACACCUUCCAGCACUCACCAAGUGAAAGUCACAGCCUCUUACUCAAUGGGUCAGGGAAAUCCCACUCUAGCUCCCAUUCUAUGGGCAAAGGGAUCUCAAAGACUAUGGUUCAUGGGACUCAAAAAUCUAAUGGGCAUAGGCCCUCCAAAUCCCCUUCUUCCCAUCCCAGCCAUUCCAAGUCUGGGGUUGUCUCUACUCCACAUGAGAAGACAAGAGAUUCAGGUGCCAAGCAGCCAGGGAACAGUUCUAACUCAACCUCAGGCCGGCCAGGUGUAGGGACUGCUUGGCCAGUCCAAAGCCCAAGCCCUAGGAAGCACAGUGGCAGCUCCAUCUCAGGACCCGAACAGCAAAUCAGUGGAUCCAAACGUUUGGUUGGUGGCUCAGGCCCCAGUGGGCGACUUGUGAGUGGAUCAAGUGGCCGUGGGCAUCCUACAAGCAAUUUAGGAAGCUCUGGUCGGCCACUCAGUGGCACAAGUUCUACAGGACAGACAGUGACCCCAGUCGGACGACCUGUUAGUGGGUUGAGUGGCCCUGGGCAACCUAGUUCAGGUGGCCCUGGGAGACCCAUCAGCAACUCAGGUGGCCCUGGGAGACCCUCCAGCAGCUCAGGUGGCUCUGGGAGACUCUCUAGCAAUUCAGGUGGCCCUGGGAGACCCGCCAGUGGCUCAGGUGGCCCUGAGCAGACAGUCAGUGGCUCAGGCCCCUCUGUGAAGCCCCGAUGCACAGUUGUUUCAGAAACUAUCUCUUCCAAGAAUAUCAUCAGCCGACCUAGCAAUGGAAUGGUGAAUGGAAUGAGACCCCCUCCACCUGGCUACAGACCUGCAGUAUAUCCACAAGGUGCCCAGAGGCACCCUUUUCCCCCUAUGGCCAGGAAACGCUAUCUUGAGGAAGAUGAGGAUGAGGAGUAUGAUUCCGAAAUGGAGGACUUCAUUGAUGAUGGAGAGCCUCAAGAAGAAAUAUCAAAACAUAUCCGGGAAAUCUUUGGAUAUGACCAUAAUAAAUACAAAGAUGAGAGUGAUUAUGCUUUACGUUACAUGGAAAGCAGUUGGAAAGAGCAACAGAAAGAGGAAGCCAAGAGCUUGAGACUUGGAAUGCAAGAGGACCUCGAAGAAAUGAGACGUGAAGAGGAGGAGCUCAAAUGCCAGAAAGCCAAGAAAAUGAAACUGCGUUAGUAACAGUUUUUUUACCAUUGGGAGAAAACACUUUCUUGAAAACUCUCUACAGACUGGAAAAAACCCCUUUCUCUCUUUGGAUAUUAUUUGGGAACUAGAGAAGGAGAUAUGUAAAGGAAGCAUUGGAAAACAAGGCUGUGGUUUGAACAGAAAGUAUUUAUUUUUAAUACUUGCCAGGGUUAAAUCUGUAAUGCAGAUGAGAUGAAAUAUUCAUUUGAAUGUUUAUAUGAAAAUAGCUGUUCAAAGAUGCCAGCAAUGAUACUGAUGAGCUAUGCACACUGAUUGGGGGGAGGGGGUCCACUCACCAAUUAUUAGCUAGUCACUCGUUAUUUAUUUGACACUUAAAAAUCAAGUGAGGAUUAUUGUUCUAUUUCCAUAGUUACUGCCCAGAUAGAUGGGUAGGACACUUCCCUGCACCAAUAAGAUCAUGUCAUAGGCUUCUCUUAAGAAUAAUAACCUGUAAGCAUAAAGAAGGAAACCAUAAGUAAAUUGGGUAAACACAGAAUAGUAUACAUGUCAGACCUUUGGGAGGGGAAAGGCUUUAAAACCAAGCAAGAUAUAGAAAGAAUCACAAAAUGUAAAAUAAAUAAUUUUGACUACAUCAAACUAAAAAGCUUUUGUACAAACAAAACCAAUAUAACUAAAAUCAGAAGGGAAACAACAAAUUGGGAAAAAAUCUUCAUAGAAACCUCUGACAAAGGUUUAAUUACUCAUAUUUAUAAUGAGCUAAAACAAUUGUACAAAAAAUCAAGCCAUUCUCCAAUUGAUAAAUGGGCAAGGGAAAUGGAUAGGCAGUUCUCAGAUAAAGAAAUCAAAACUAUUAACAAGCACAUGAAGAAGUGUUCUAAAUCUCUUAUAAUCAGAGAGAUGCAAAUCAAAACAACUCUGAGGUAUCACCUCACACCUAGCAGAUUGGCUAACAUAACAGCAAAGGAAAGUAAUGAAUGCUGGAGGGGGUGUGGCAAAGUAGGGACAUUAAUUCACUGCUGGUGGAGUUGUGAACUGAUCCAACCAUUCUGGAGGGCAAUUUGGAACUAUGCCCAAAGGGCGACAAAAGAAUAUCUACCCUUUGACCCAGCCAUAGCACUGCUGGGUCUGUACCCCAAAGAGAUAAUGGACACAAAGACUUGUACAAAAAUAUUCAUAGCUGCGCUCUUUGUGGUGGCCCAAAACUGGAAAACGAGGGGAUGCCCUUCAAUUGGGGAAUGGCUGAACAAACUGUGGUAUAUGUUGGUGAUGGAAUACUAUUGUGCUAAAAGGAAUAAUAAAGUGGAGAAGUUCCAUGGAGACUGGAACAACCUCCAGGAAGUGAUGCAGAGUGAGAGGAGCAGAACCAGGAGAACAUUGUACACAGAGACUGAUACACUGUGGUAUAAUCGAACGUAAUGGACUUCUCCAUUAGUGGCGGUGUAAUGUCCCUGAACAACUUUCAGGGAUCCAGGAGAAAAAAAAACACCAUUCAUAAGCAAAGGAUAAACUAUAGGAGCAGAAACACCGAGAAAAAGCAACUGCCUGAAUACAGAGGUUGAGGGGACAUGACAGAGGAUAGACUCUAAAUGAACAUUCUAAUGCAAAUACUAUCAACAAAGCAAUGGGUUCAAAUCAAGAAAACAUCUAAUGCCCAGUGGACUUACGCGUCG